AUGACAGCUGAAAAACAACUAGAUGAAUCCAACGUUUACCUUGAUUGGUUAGAAAAGGCAAUAUCAGAAAACUAUAUUAAAUAUUAUAAUUACGAUAAAUUUGCUAAUAGGGAAGAAAUCAGCGGCUGUUCUUAUGGAAACGUUUCUCGUGCAAACUGGGGAGAUUCCAGUACUAUCAUGGCCAUAAAGUAUUCAGAUAACUUAACCAUUAAAGAAAUCGUUAAUGAGAUAAAAAUGCAACGCGAAGUUGAUUAUCAUGCAAAUGUUAUCCAGUUUUAUGGAAUAUCCCGAUUUGAAACGAAUUCCAUCGAUCAAAAUAGCAAUAUUUUAAAAUCCACAAUAUCUCUAUUGAGUUGGAUUAAUAAAAUGGUAAAUCAAUACAUCUCUGAUAUUCAGGAAUUAUAUCAAAUAGUUAAUAUACUCUAUACAAGCCCGAAAGCUUACUCCUAA
This is a messenger RNA of Funneliformis mosseae, 450 nucleotides long. The record is from the annotation of a GenBank genome assembly. NCBI's taxonomy places the organism in Eukaryota, Fungi, Glomeromycota, Glomeromycetes, Glomerales, Glomeraceae.